UCGGCGACGGAGUUGCCUGGUUGCAGCGUGGGUGGCACGUGCGCGCGUCUCGUCGCAUCUCGUCGACCCGGCCAGUUCGAUUCGAUUAAAGGCUUUCGCCGCAACCCUCGCUCGCCGCGCGAGCGGGGUGAGACCUCGUGCCGAGGGUCGUUAUGCGUCGAGCAUCGUCCUCCCUUAAUAAGCUGCGUACGGAAGCAUACGCGACGCGAGGAGAUGCGAUAAGCGUCGACGAUUCGUCCUGUAACACGUCGACGAGGAAUUGUGCCGCGAUCAACCGCUUAUCAUUUGAUACGUCGACACGCGCGUUCGAGAGGUAAUUCGAAAGGACCGAGUGAUGGUUUCCGUGAUCGUUUGUGUGCUCCGAUCAUGAUUCGAGAUAUCGUCACCCUUGUCCCGAGAGCGCGGAGAAUGCGAAUCUCUCGUGUGUCGCUGCUGCAACAACUCUUGAGAUAGCGAGAUAGUUGAGCUCGUCUCAGCAUCCUCGCAAAGCACGGCGGCCACUCGAUGAUCGCCUUUCUUUUUCGAGAGGACGAGGAAGCUGAGGACGAAGAGAACAGAGCGAAUCGCGAAAGGACGAAUGUGAUCAGCGAUGCCGUGCGAGAAAGCUGGGCGACGAGGGACGAACAGUCGAGGCAUCCUCGAAUGAGGGUAAACCGAUCGCGGAUACAACGAAGAUUAAGAUUAAGACGCGAAACCGGGAUCUUUUGUAACCCCGAGAAAGGCGUGACCUCGACAACAUGAUGUGGAAGGCAAAAUGGUCACGCUUCACCGAGUGCUUCUGCCGCCGACCCGGCCUCGUUCUGGUUCUGUUACCAUGCCUGAUUGUCGUCACCCUCUAUCUCGUUCCCGACGACAGCUACGAAUUCGACGUACAGUAUCCGUCCUUCAAGUCGUAUAACAUUACGGAAGGCAUGGUGGACGGUUACCUCGUAUGGAAUCCAAAGUGUCACAUGCUGUCCAAAGAGCCUCUGGAUCCGUCCAUCACGAAAUUCGUGAGGAAGGAAAAGUUGCAGAAAUGCCCGAACGAUCUCGUCCUCUCGCAAAUUUCGAGAGAACCUAACGGCAGCGUUUUUCUUUCUCUCGAUCCGGCCAUACACAGCGACACAAUCUGCUGCUGGUCAUCCAUAACCAGGCCCAAGGUGGAUAAGUCCAAGAAGAACAACUACGAUUCAACGAUAUCAGUCAAGCAGUGCGAGAACUUCACGAGGCAAGUGGUACUCCCGCGCGAAGUGGAAGUAGCGCACGUGUCGUGCAAAGCAAAGACCAAGUCGAAACCUAAGACGAAGACGAAAUCAUCAAUGAAGACGGUGUACGAGAAUGUUCACGCGAUCUUGAAUCCGGAAAAGGUGCGCGAUCGCAACGGCAGCCAAUCUGGGAACUUCUCGAGGAAGCUGAGCGUGCUUGUCCUCGGCAUCGACAGUGUCAGCCGACUGAACUUUUACCGCGCUAUGCCCAAGACCGAGAAGUACCUGAGCGAGACCGGUUGGAUCAGUUUGAAGGGCUACAACAAGAUCGGCGACAACACGUUUCCGAACCUUAUGGCGAUUCUAACGGGUCAGACGCUACAACAGGCGUACUUGCAAUGCAAACCGACGGUGGCCUACAAGCUCGAUAACUGUCCUUUCAUCUGGCAUAAUUUCCGCAAUGCCGGCUACGUCACGGCCUACGGUGAGGACGAGACUGCCCUCAAUACAUUCAACUACCUCAAGGUCGGCUUUGUCGAGCCGCCUACGGAUUACUAUCUGAGACCUUACAUGCUGGCCAGCGAGAAGCUUCUCAAGGUUAAGAAAAGAUUUAACCUGAAAUACUGCACCGGUCCCGAGCUGAGCUUCGAUCGGAUUUUCGACUACGCCGUGAACUUCGCUCAGACAUUUAUUGGCGUGCCGUACUUUGGUUUCUUCUGGACGAACACCAUCAGCCACGACAACAUGAACGGCAUCUCAUCAAUAGAUAGUCGCAUGUUGAAGAGAUUUGAACUUUUGGAGCAGGACGGGAGCUUGAAUGACUCGAUGAUAAUCUUCCUGAGCGAUCAUGGUAUGCGAUGGGGCGAGUUUCGCACGACCUUCAUGGGCUGGUAUGAAGAGAGAUUGCCAUACAUCUACAUUUGGCUACCCGAGUGGUUCCGUCGAGAGAAUCCUGAGGCCUAUCAAGCCCUUGUGGUGAAUCAGAAUCGACUCACUUCUCCGUAUGAUGUUUACGAAACCCUGAGGGACAUCCUCGUUGUUGGAGGCAGCGAUGCCGAUCCUAGUCCGGGAUGUUCCACCUGUCAGUCUCUCUUCGCGCCUGUUCCCAGAGAGAGAGGCUGCCAGGACGCGGGAGUGGCUUAUCAUUGGUGUACCUGCACGGCCUUCAAACCAAUCAAUGUCAACGACAGAAUUGCCAUUGCCGGUGUGCAAAAGUUUCUGGACCACGUGGAAAACAUUGUGAAAAACUACAAGGACAAGAAGGGCCGACGAUUGUGCGCGCGACUCAGACUGAAGAAGGUGCAUCGGGUGAACGAGGUGAUUGAUUUCGGCGCGGAAAACUCGUCCAGUGUCGUGUAUUUCUACAUGAUCCAGACGACGCCUGGCAACGGUAACUUCGAGAUCACUAUCAGAUAUUUCGGCGAUAGCAAUUAUACCUUGUCCGACAGCGAAGUCAGCAGAAUCAAUCCUUACGCCACCAGCGCUAGCUGUCUAAAUCGUGGCAUGAAGCAGUACUGUCAUUGCUUGAAAUAAAUGUUGUGAAUUCUCGAGAAUUUUUCAUCUUGCGCGCGUUGUACUUCAUUAAUUUCGAAUGAAUCAAUCACUGCACAAAAAAGCCUGUUCUUGAAUCAGAAAAAUUAAAAUAUUCAAAAGUGUAAUUGUAUCCUCAAAUAGCAAAGAGAAUAUUUAGAGAACAACUUUUUUGAAAUGAAAAGCUUGCAAAACCAUUGCAAGAAGUUUCCUUUUUUUAACGUAUAUUUUUUUACGACCGAUCGAUUUAAUCAAUAUUUUUAUUAAAUAUCUAAGAUUACAUUUAUGUAGUUAUUUUUAAGUUGUACACGCAAAAGCGUGAGGCAUAGUUGCACUGAUAUGCUUAGUACAUAUCAAACAUACCAAAAAUCAAUUGCCUCAAGGAACUAGGGACCUGAGUGGAUAUACAUGAAUAUACCUUCUCAUUCAUCAAGAAUAAUUAAGAUUAGAUUUCUUUAGGCCACUUGGCACUUAAAUGAUAUACAAUAAUUCAAUAGUCAGUUCGAUAUUAAUGAAAUGAGAAAUUUUUUUUCAUCGAUACUUCGAAAUAAAAUCAUUAUUGAUGAAUGAAAAUUAAAUAUGAGCUAAAUGUCAAAAAUUUCUAGUUAUGACGAGAAACAUUUCAAGUUACAUAUUUUUGCACAUGAGCGUUACUAUAAAAAGCUUACAAUAUUAAAUUAAUAAUAAAGUACUUUUUCAAUUAUGAUAUUUGAAGUAUUGUGCGUAUUCUAUGCGUCACGCAAUUCUAUAAAUAUCAUUUUUGACAAUUAGCUGAUAUUUGUUAUUCACUUUUCAUCGUUAUAGCUUAAUAGCGAAAAAAAAAUUAUUCGAAAGAACGAGCACAUCGCGUGGAAAAUCACUUUAAUAAAUAUCUCUGCAAUUUGUCACGCAAUUAAUUUUCACGCAUAAUGUACUGCGGUAUCGUACACAUCUUGUACCAGAGAAUGAGCAUCGUUUUUGCGAUAAUUUUUUCCACGCAUUGCGCUGCAUCGAUCGCGAAUGUAUAUACAUACGUCGUUCCGUUCGAAAUCAAUGUACGUUAAAGAUGCAUGAAAGCAUAAGUGUCGGUAUAACCAUGCAAGAACAUACUAUGAACGUACGGAAGUACGUGAAUGUAUUUUUCGCAACGGCACUUGUUCCGUUUUACCGAUGUUGUAGUACAUGGCAUUAGCUGUUUGUUAGUAACGCGUGCCUGUCUUACAAGAAGUGCCAAAUCCGUUCUAUGCUAACCGAGCGUUAAAACAAACUUCCUUACUUCCGGCACCGACAGCGAUCAUGACAAUUUUAAGAUAAUGAAAAUUAAAAGAAAGUUUACGAAAGUGAAAAUUAAAAAAAAUGAACGAGAUCAAAAUAUUACUUUUAUGAUAACAAAAACAAAGAUAAUAGAUCUGAUGUGUGUGUGUUUGACAACAGUUUUUAUUUUAAAGAAUUAUAAAUUCUUGAGCGAACUCACUCAUUUCUUCUGAUGAAAAGUUAAAAAAGAUUAUUAUCUGCUUGUUUUGAUAUAUAUAAAAUCAAUUAUAUUAUUUAUAAUAUUCUUUAGAAAAAAAAAUUCCUAUAUAUUUUACUAUAUAAAGCGUAUGAUCGCCUUCGUGUACGAGGAGUAUGGAAUUGUACGUAUAAGAUGGAAAAUGAAGGCCAAUGAAUAUAUCGCAACAUAUAUUUUACUACGACGUUACGCUUUAUUCUGAUGACGCGAGGGUGUAAGAUUUAAUAAUUAGAAAACAAUGUAAUUAACGAGUACUUCAAGAUUAUUGGGAUGGAGACUAUUUGAUCUCCGUCGAAAGUCAGCCAAGCUAGAUUAAAACGAAUUCCAUAGAAUUACAGAAAUAUAAUUUAAUUGCAAAAGCACUUUAGCAUCAUAUUCUUCGAAUAUAAAUCCUCGGCUAUAAGAGGUAGUGUCAAAGAUUUAACGCAAACUUAGUCACUUUACAAAUGAAAUUGUUAAAAUAUCGGAAACCGUCUAUACAAAGAUUUUCGUAUAUGUCUUUGAGAAUAGAUUGUUUUUACGAUAAAUCAUUAGAUUAUUAUUAAACAUCACAUUAAUCAAAAAUGUAUUUUACUUUCCCUCUCUUCCAAAUGUACUCUCUUACAGAAUUCAAUCGAAUAUGA
Molecule: messenger RNA, 4826 nt
Organism: Camponotus floridanus (Florida carpenter ant)
Lineage: Eukaryota; Metazoa; Arthropoda; Insecta; Hymenoptera; Formicidae
Exons: 5
Coding region: 738-2717 (659 amino acids)
Source: RefSeq, a predicted model, not a curated record